GGCCGGCGGGGGCGGGGCGGGGCCGAUGCCGUUUCCGUUGCCUGGAACCCGCAGAAAGCAGCUGCCUGGAGCGUUCUCCGCCCGCGUCUCUUCCCGCUCUCUGCGCCGCCGCUCUCCCGGAGGUUCGGGUCUGGUCCUGCAUCAGUCACCUUCUCCUGACCUGGGCAGUCGCCAUGGCACAGGUGCUCAGAGGCACUGUGACUGACUUCCCUGGAUUUGAUGAGCGGGCCGAUGCAGAAACUCUUCGGAAGGCCAUGAAAGGCCUGGGCACCGAUGAGGAGAGCAUCCUGACUCUGCUGAUAUCCCGCAGUAAUGCUCAGCGCCAGGAGAUCGCUGUGGCUUUUAAAACUCUAUUUGGCAGGGACCUUCUGGAUGACCUGAAAUCAGAACUGACUGGAAAAUUUGAAAAAUUAAUUGUGGCUCUGAUGAAACCCUCUCGGCUUUAUGAUGCCUAUGAACUGAAGCAUGCUCUUAAGGGAGCUGGGACAAAUGAAAAAGUCCUGACAGAAAUUAUUGCUUCAAGGACACCUGAAGAACUGAGAGCCAUAAAACAAGUUUAUGAAGAAGAAUAUGGCUCGAGCCUGGAAGAUGAUGUGGUGGGGGACACUUCAGGGUACUACCAGAGGAUGUUGGUGGUCCUCCUUCAGGCUAAUAGAGACCCUGAUGCUGGAAUUGAUGAAGCACAAGUUGAACAAGAUGCUCAGACUUUGUUUCAGGCUGGAGAACUUAAAUGGGGAACAGAUGAAGAAAAGUUUAUUACUAUCUUUGGAACACGAAGUGUGUCUCAUUUGAGAAGGGUGUUUGACAAAUACAUGACUAUAUCAGGAUUUCAAAUUGAAGAAACCAUUGACCGAGAGACUUCUGGUAAUUUGGAACAACUGCUCCUUGCUGUCGUGAAAUCCAUUCGCAGUAUACCUGCCUACCUUGCAGAAACCCUCUACUAUGCUAUGAAGGGAGCUGGGACAGAUGAUCAUACCCUUAUCAGAGUUGUGGUUUCCAGAAGUGAGAUCGACCUGUUUAACAUUAGGAAGGAGUUUAGGAAGAAUUUUGCCACCUCUCUUUAUUCCAUGAUUAAGGGGGACACAUCUGGGGACUACAAGAAAGCCCUCCUGCUGCUCUGUGGAGAAGAUGACUGAUGUGCGCCUGGGGAGAGACCCUGCACCGUGCCUGCCACCGUCACCACUGCCUUCCUGCAGUGCAUCUCACUGCACUUUCUGCACGCCAGAGCGUGGCACGUUGCCUUAUUCAUGCUAGCAUGCUAUGACCAAAACAUAUAUGUUGUAGAAGAAAAUAGUGGUGCUCCUUUCUGAUCUUCAUUAAAAUCCUUCUCUUUGACUGUCGUAGUCCUGAAGUGUACUUAUGUUACUAAGACUAAAGUCUGGAUCAUUUAUAUUUUCCUUUAAGAGGUCAGACUGCUUUCAGCCUUUUUUAAAAACUUCAUUUAUAUUAAAUUGAUAACCGCAUUACCUUAAUCGGAACCUUAGCCUUGAAAUUGUGAACUCCUGGAAAUGUUAUUAAUCAAGUUUGCUACUAAAUUAAACCUGAAAAAUUAUGGUGGUUGCAUUCAAAGGAUUAAUGAAUAAUAAACAUUUCCUUCCUCCUGAA
Messenger RNA from Mesoplodon densirostris (Blainville's beaked whale), 1605 nucleotides. It is a transcript of the gene ANXA5, whose product is annotated as annexin A5. Gene Ontology annotation, molecular function: calcium-dependent phospholipid binding; calcium ion binding. NCBI's taxonomy places the organism in Eukaryota, Metazoa, Chordata, Mammalia, Artiodactyla, Ziphiidae. Gene Ontology annotation, cellular component: cytoplasm. The record is from RefSeq and is a predicted model, not a curated record. The coding region runs from base 174 to 1136 and encodes 320 amino acids. Gene Ontology annotation, biological process: negative regulation of coagulation. The transcript has 13 exons.